GCCACUGGACUGAUAUAAACUCCACCGCCCCCUUUCUAGUUCUCCUGUUUCUGGGAGAGAGAGCGGAUCAACCAUGUCGAAGCGAGGACGCGGAGGUUCCGCCGGGAACAAGUUCCGGAUGUCGCUGGGUCUGCCGGUGGCCGCCACGGUCAACUGCGCCGACAAUACUGGAGCGAAGAACCUGUACAUCAUUUCGGUGAAAGGUAUCAAGGGGCGCCUCAAUAGGUUGCCUUCUGCUUGCGUUGGCGACAUGGUCAUGGCCACAGUGAAGAAGGGUAAGCCCGAUCUCAGGAAGAAGGUCAUGCCCGCCGUCAUUGUACGCCAGCGCAAGCCCUGGCGCCGAAAGGAUGGCGUCUACAUGUAUUUUGAGGAUAAUGCUGGUGUGAUUGUGAAUCCCAAGGGUGAAAUGAAAGGAUCUGCUAUAACUGGUCCUAUUGGAAAAGAAUGUGCUGAUCUUUGGCCUAGGAUUGCCAGUGCUGCCCAAUGCUAUUGUUUAAGAUCUUAUGCUAAAAAUGAUAUGUAUGCAUGA
This is a messenger RNA of Ipomoea triloba (trilobed morning glory), 529 nucleotides long. Its product is annotated as 60S ribosomal protein L23-like. Gene Ontology annotation, cellular component: cytosolic large ribosomal subunit; ribosome. The record is from RefSeq and is a predicted model, not a curated record. Gene Ontology annotation, biological process: translation. Gene Ontology annotation, molecular function: large ribosomal subunit rRNA binding; structural constituent of ribosome. NCBI's taxonomy places the organism in Eukaryota, Viridiplantae, Streptophyta, Magnoliopsida, Solanales, Convolvulaceae. Bases 74 to 529 code for a protein of 151 amino acids. The transcript is spliced from 5 exons.